AUGUCAAUUCCAGGGCUAGGUUCUGAAGCUACCUUUGAAGACAAUCUAAAGUCGGUACUGAUACUACAGGGUUCUGAAUGGAGGAUUGAAGUCCCAUUCAAACAAAUCCUCAAAUUCAAAGUGACUGAAGGUAUUUUAGAAAUCAAUGGUACUGAAUUACCAAACAAUGUUGAACUACAGCUAACAGGAACAAAAUGCAGUAUUUAUUCACCAAAACAAGAAUCAAAGAUUGAGUAUCACUUGGUGCAGAACCAUGAUAUGUCAAUGUACGAAGAUGACGAAUUUACAGAGUACACAAGUAGCGAAACAAAUAUGGACUCGGUAUUGAAUUUACACAUGUAUAUUGAGUCCAAGAGGCAAGUUGCAGCUGAUCAUAACGUAUCCAAUGAAGAGCCAAUUUUAGGUCCACGAGUUAUGAUCUUGGGAGGUAAACAGCUGGGUAGGACGACACUUGCAAAGACGUUAGUGUCUUAUGCAGUGAAAAUGAAUCAAUGUCCAAUUCUUGUCAAUUUAAACCCGCAAGAUGGUGUAUUUGCAUUACCGGGAUCUAUAUCUGCAACAGCUAUCAAUGAUUCAUUAGAUGUUGAAAGUUGUAAUGGAUAUGGACUCACGACAACAACUACAGGGGGUAAUGCAUUAUCAAAACAGCCAAUUGUGAAAAACUACGGCUUUACUGGGAUAAAUGAGAAUCUAGAGCUAUACAAAUAUCAGAUAUCACAACUUGGAAUUACGGUGAUAUCACGAUUAGAGCAAGAUGCGACAUGCAGAGACAGUGGGGUUAUUGUCGACACUCCACCACUCGGUAUAAAGGACUUUGCUGUAAUUGAAUCUAUAAUCAGUGAUUUCAGAGUUGAUUUAAUUGUUGUCUUAGGUAAUGAAAAAUUAACCAUUGAUUUGAAAAAGAAAUUGCUGCAUAAAUCAAAUUUGCAAAUUGUCAAGAUCAACAAACUGCCAGGAGUUGUUGAAGUAAGUGACAAGUUUAUCCGAAUGAGUCAAGAAACAACAAUCAGAGAAUAUUUCAAUGGAAAUUACAAGACUAGACUAUCACCGUUCAAAACGGAUAUCGAUGCAACUGGUCUACAAAUUUACAAAGGUGUCAAAGAUUCCGUAUCUCUAUCAUUUUUACCUGCUGGUGAUGAUUUCGAACACGAUGAUAAAGAUAAUGAUUUGAGCAAGUAUUAUCUGGCUAUAGAUCCUAGUUCAUCCAAUGUCGAUAACUCCAUAAUAGCAGUAACACAUCUACAACUGUCAACACCUGGUAAAGGUGUACUAAACUCUUCCAUUCUAGGCUACAUACAUGUAUCCAAAUUUGAUGACGAAAAAAAGAAACUAAAAGUAUUGCUCCCGUUCCCUGGGGUGUUUCCUAGAAAUGUAAUGAUUUCUACCGAUAUAGGAUAUAAUGAAUAG
Molecule: messenger RNA, 1407 nt
Organism: Lodderomyces orthopsilosis Co 90-125
Lineage: Eukaryota; Fungi; Ascomycota; Pichiomycetes; Serinales; Debaryomycetaceae
Product: cleavage polyadenylation factor subunit
Exons: 1
Coding region: 1-1407 (468 amino acids)
Biological process (GO): tRNA splicing, via endonucleolytic cleavage and ligation
Cellular component (GO): nucleus; mRNA cleavage factor complex
Molecular function (GO): polynucleotide 5'-hydroxyl-kinase activity
Source: RefSeq, a predicted model, not a curated record